This is a messenger RNA of Aspergillus chevalieri, 1113 nucleotides long. RefSeq lists its product as uncharacterized. Gene Ontology annotation, molecular function: FMN binding; oxidoreductase activity. The record is from RefSeq and is a predicted model, not a curated record. NCBI's taxonomy places the organism in Eukaryota, Fungi, Ascomycota, Eurotiomycetes, Eurotiales, Aspergillaceae. The transcript is spliced from 6 exons. The coding region runs from base 1 to 1113 and encodes 370 amino acids.
AUGGCCGAAGGGCUGGCAGACAAGGGGCAUUUACCAGGCACGCGGAUUUCUCGAGUUUACGGUGAAUGGGCCAAGGGCGGAUGGGGUGCCCUUCUCACGGAUGAACGCCAGUCAUUGGAACUUUGGAAAAAAUAUGCAGAUACCUGCCAACAACAUGGUACGCCCGCGAUCGCUCAGAUAUGCCACCCUGGCCGCCAGUCCCCGAGAGGUGCAGGGGAACGGGGUCUUUUCGGUAAAGCCAUUGCGCCGAGUGAAGUGCCCCUUCAUAUCGGAAAUGGGUUGGCUCCGACUAUCGUCAGGAAUAUCGUUUUCGGGAUGCCAAAAGCCAUGUCCCAUGCCGAUAUUGAUCAUGUCAUCGCCCAGUUUGUAAAUUGUGCCCGUGUUUUGGCGCAGUGCGGCUUUGGCGGUAUUGAAAUACACGCGGCGCACGGUUAUCUUCUGUCGCAAUUCCUCUCUUCACGAAGCAACAUUCGUCAAGACGACUAUGGUGGUGACGCUGAACGGCGAGCCCGUAUUGUUCUCGAAAUCAUCCACCAGAUUCGAAAGGCAGUUCCUGCGGCCUUCUGCGUCGGGAUCAAGCUGAACUCUGCCGAUCAUAACGCAUCGAGCUUUGAAGACACCAUGACUCAAAUUCAGCUCUUUUCUGAUGCUGGUGUGGACUUUCUUGAAAUCUCUGGCGGAACUUAUGAAGACCCAACGAUGAUGGGCCGUGGGCUGCGAGGUGGAACUAGCAAUACCAAGAGUCAAAAUCCAGAAUCUGGGGAGGCCUUCUUCUUGGAUUUUGCGACACAAGCAAGGAAGCGGUUCCCGAACCUGAUUCUUCUACUCACCGGAGGAUUUCGAACCCGCAAGGGAAUCGAGGCCGCGUUGAAGGAUGGCGUUUGCGACCUUGUCGGCAUCGGCCGCCCAGCAGUUCUCCGCCCCGACUUCCCGCGAUUCAUAAUGGAUGACAUAUACUCCGAUCAAGAAGCUAGGGUGGUGUUUCCCAAAGUUCCCAUCCCAUUCUUGGCGAGGCUGCUCCAAAUCAGGAUGUUGGGUGGAGGCGCAGAAACACAAUACUUCCGUGGUCAAAUUCACCGCAUAGCCGCUGGACUUGUCGCAUAUGCGCCGUAG